AUGUAUCAUCAGCCAGGAGACUUCAUUAUUGGUGGCAUAGCUUUUCAUGGUGUCUUUAUCUCCAGUCCAAGAGCCUUCAGUGAAGAAGCUCUACCAGACAUGCAUGAAGAACUUGUCAUAGUACCCAAGAAAUACCAGCAAAUUGUGGCCUUUGCAUUUGCCAUAAAAGAGAUCAAUGAAAACCCUAAGAUAUUACCAAACCUCACCUUGGGCUUCCGUAUCUAUGACAGCUAUGACAAUGCAAGAAGAACCUAUCAUGCAACCAUGCUACUUAUAUCAUUGGUGGAUAGAUUGGUCCCCAACUAUAUGUGCAACAUCCAGAAUAAUCUCAUAGCAGUUAUUGGGGGAUUAGAUCCAGAAAUCUCUCUUCAUGUGGCAAAUAUCUUGGAUAUCUAUAAGAUUCCACAGCUCAUAUAUGGAACUGCUCCAGUCAUGAAUGAUAAGACUCCAGGACUUUCCUUCUACCAGAUGGUUCCUCAGGAAGCCCUUCAGAAUGAGGGGAUUCUCUCCUUGCUCCUGCAUUUCAGGUGGACAUGGAUUGGACUUGUUUAUAUAGAUAAUGACAAUGGAGAAAGAUUUGUGCAAACUGUGUCUCCAGUGUUUUCCCAGAGAGGCAUCUGUUUUGCCUUCAUAGAAAAAAUCCCCAAAUUGACUUACAUCACUGAAAUUUAUGGCAUGCUAGAAAAGGGAGCAAAAAUAUAUGAUAAACUGGUGGACAGGAAAGCCAACGUAGUGGUGGUCCAUGCAGAAUCAUAUUCUAGUGCAAUUUUUAAACAUUUGCCAUAUAUAUCACAGCGAGCGCAUAGGACAAAUGAAAUUAAAGGCAAAGUAUGGAUAACGACAGCCCAGAUGGAGAUCAGUUCAUUUCCCUACCAAAAGAAUUGGGAUGCAGAUCUAUUCCAGGGUGUUCUCUCCUUCAGGAUGCACUUCAAUGACCUACCAGGAUUCAAGUCAUUUGUGGGGAACAGAAAUCCUUUCAGCACAAAAGGAGAUGGUUUCAUCAGGGACUUUUGGCAACAAGCUUUUCAGUGUAUAUUCCCAGAUACAGCAGAGGAUGAUAUGGAAGUUGAAGUUUGUACUGGCAGGGAAAGGUUGGAGAGCCUCCCUGGAUGUUUUUUUGAAACGACGAUGACUGGCCAAAGCUACAGCAUCUACACUGCUGUCUAUGCUGUGGCCCAUGCUCUACAUGCUCUACAUGACAUGUCCUCAACUAAAGACAAACACAGGGCAAUGAUGGAUAUUAAGAGAAACAGCCUUCAGAAUGAUCAGUGGUGGCAGCUCCAUCAAUUUCUCAGAGGCAUCUCAUUUAACGGCAGUGCUCAAAAUGAAGUUUUCUUCAAUGAGAAUGGAGAGGUAGUUGCUGGACUGGAUGUUACUAAUUUGAAAAUUUUCUCCAAUGAAACUUUUCUUCAAGUGAAAGUAGGGAGGAUGGAUCUUCAGGCUUCUCCAGACCAAGCAUUCACCAUUGAUGAGGAUGCCAUCAUAUGGCACAGCUGGUUUAACCAGACACGACCACAUUCUGUAUGUACUGAGAGUUGCCAUCCUGGUUCUAGCAGGAGAGUGAAGGAGGGGGAGCCAAACUGCUGCUUUGACUGCAUCCCAUGUCCAGAAGGCAAGAUUUCAAACCAGGAAGAUAUGAAUGACUGUAACAAAUGCUCAGACAAAGAUUAUCCAAGCAAGAAUCGGGAUUUCUGCAUUCCAAGGACUCUUACUUUUUUGUCUUAUGAAGAACCUCUGGGGCUGAGUUUAGCCUUCUUUGCUCUUUCCUUUUCUUUGAUUACAGCUCUGGUGAUGGGAAUGUUUGUGAAGCACCACAGCACUCCUAUUGUCAAAGCCAACAACCAGAUCCUCACCUACACUCUCCUCAUCUCCCUCCUGCUCUGCUUCCUUUGCACAUUGCUGUUUAUUGGCCGUCCUCAGAAGAGGACGUGUCUCCUCCGACAAACCGCAUUUGCCAUCAUCUUCUCCAUGGCUGUCUCUUCUGUACUAGCAAAAACCAUCAUGGUAGUUCUGGCUUUCAUGGCCACCAAACCAGGAUCCAAGAUGAGGAAGUGGUUGGGGAAGGAACUAGCCAUCUCCAUUGUCCUUUCCUGCUCCCUUAUCCAAACAGGGAUCUGUACUGUGUGGUUGGGAACAUUUCCCCCAUUCCCAGAUGUUGACAUGCACUCAGUGGCUGAAGAAAUUGUACUAGAAUGUAAUGAGGGCUCUGUGUCAAUGUUUUACUGUGCCCUGGGCUACAUGGGCUUCUUGGCAUUUAUCAGUUUCACUGUGGCCUUCCUCUCCAGGAAGUUACCUGGCAGUUUCAAUGAGUCCAAGUUCAUCACUUUCAGCAUGUUGGUCUUCUGCAGUGUUUGGUUAUCUUUUGUUCCAUCCUACCUAAGCACCAAAGGUAAAAACACGGUGGCUGUGGAGAUCUUCUCCAUCCUAGCCUCCAGUGCUGGAUUGCUGAGUUGCAUCUUCUUCCCCAAAUGUUACAUUAUUGUGUUGAGGCCUGAGCUGAACAACAGAGAACAGCUAAUAAGAAGAAAAAAGUAA
Messenger RNA from Elgaria multicarinata webbii, 2535 nucleotides. RefSeq names its product vomeronasal type-2 receptor 26-like. Gene Ontology annotation, molecular function: G protein-coupled receptor activity. Gene Ontology annotation, biological process: G protein-coupled receptor signaling pathway. The record is from RefSeq and is a predicted model, not a curated record. The coding region runs from base 1 to 2535 and encodes 844 amino acids. NCBI's taxonomy places the organism in Eukaryota, Metazoa, Chordata, Lepidosauria, Squamata, Anguidae. Gene Ontology annotation, cellular component: plasma membrane. The transcript is spliced from 6 exons.